Messenger RNA from Nicotiana tabacum (common tobacco), 1944 nucleotides. Its product is annotated as cyclin-D4-1-like. The record is from RefSeq and is a predicted model, not a curated record. Lineage: Eukaryota; Viridiplantae; Streptophyta; Magnoliopsida; Solanales; Solanaceae.
CAAAAUCUAUCCUUUAACCUAAACACAAAUGUCCAUUUUCUACAUAAAACCUUCUUCUUCUCUUCUUCAGAACAGUCUCCAAACCCCACAUUACUCUCUACACUCUCCUUCUUCCUCUUUUCUCUCUGUUUCUAUUAAAACUCCAAAAUGAAAAAAUUGCUACAAAUAUUUACAUGCAAAAAACUCUAGAAAUCUUUUUCUCUUGAAAAAAAAUUCAAACUUGUAAAGAUGGGAUUUUGAUUAAAGGGUUUUAAUAGCAAAGGCUGUUUUUUUUUUUGGCUUCGUUUUCAAUUAAUGGCUGAAAACAGCAAUAAUGGCUGUGUAGCCUCAAACCUACUUUUUUGUACAGAAACUAAGAGUAGUCUUUAUUUUGAUGAUCUUGAUUUUGACCAAAAAACAGUUCAAGAAAACAGUAAAGUUUUGAGCUUUAAUAACUAUGGCAAAUCAGAGACAUUAUUGGUUGAAUUAUUUCCAAGUUUAAGUGACGAAACCUUUGGUUUUAUGUUGAAAAGGGAAAAAGAUUUUUGUCCUAAAGAUGAUUAUCUUAAGAGGUUGAGAAAUGGUGACUUGGAUUUGAAUGUUAGAAGAGAAGCUCUUAAUUGGAUUUGGAAGGCUCAUGUGCAUUAUGGAUUUGGAGAGCUGAGUUUUUGUUUGUCAAUAAAUUACCUUGAUAGGUUUCUAUCUUUGUAUGAAUUGCCAGGAGGUAAAACUUGGACAAUUCAAUUGUUAGCUGUUGCUUGUUUAUCCCUUGCAGUUAAAAUGGAAGAGAUUAAUGUUCCCUUGACUGUUGAUUUACAGGUUGAGGAGCCUAAGUAUUUAUUUGAAGGUAAAACAAUACAAAGGAUGGAGCUUAUGGUAUUGAGCACAUUGAAAUGGAGAAUGCAGGCUUAUACACCUUGCAAAUUCAUUGAUUAUUUUAUGAGAAAGAUGAAUGCUGAUCAAAUCCAAUCAAGGCAAUUGAUUUCUAGAUCAAUGCAACUAAUAUUAAGCACAAUAAAAGGUAUUGACUUCUUGGAAUUCCGGCCUUCUGAAAUUGCUGCAGCAGUGGCAAUGUCUGUUUCUUUAGGGGAAAGGCCACAAGCAAAAGACAUUGAUAAGGCAAUGCCUUGCUUCUCCAAACAAGUAGAAAAGGACAGAGUGAUGAAGUGUCUUGAGUUGAUUCAAGAUUUGACAUUGGUUAGUGGGACUAGUGCUACCACUACUGCAGCAGCUGCUGCAUUAGUACCUCAAAGUCCCAAUGGGGUGUUAGAAGCUGCAUGUUUGAGCUAUAAAAGUGGUGAAGGAACAGUUGGCUCGUGUCCAAAUUCAUCACACAGUAAUAGUCCAGAUGCUAAAAGGAGGAAACUUGACACAACAUCAUCCAUUUCUUGAGGGGACUAGAGGGAAAAGAAGUCAUGAAAAUCUGAAUUUUUUUAACCCCUUAAUGGAAGAUUUAUUGUGUGGCUUUUAAAAGUCAGUCGCAGACAAAAGCAAAUUUGAAAAAGAGAGAAAAGGGUGGAAAAAUAGGGAAGGUCCCAUGCUUUUAGCAUGAAAAGAAUUGUCACCAGCUGUUAAUAAUAAUAAUAUCCUGAGUUGUCAACAACCAUAGUAAUAGGAGGUUGAGGAGAAGGAUGGAGUUUUGUUUUAUUUUAUUUUAUUUUACCAUUUUUUGGGUUAUUAUUUUAAUUUCAAAAUGAAAAAAAAUAUAGAAAAGGUUGGGAUAGGGAGGAGGCUGAAGAAAAAAAAAAGGAAGGAUAGAGGAUUAAGUAGUAUAGUUAGUGGAGGAUAUUAAAUGGUGGUAUUGUUUUAUUAUUGCUAUUUUGUAGUGAAAUUUUGAUGUAUUUUAAUGGCACUCCAUAUGCUUAUUUCUUGGAGUAGCCAUGUAGAUGAGGUGUUAUGGAAUAAAACUUCCAAAAAAAAGGCCUUGUGCUCUUCAUUUUUGUUAAUGAUGGUGCAUUGUGUUCA